UUCUCAUAUUUCCUGGUUCAAACCACCGUUUUUUUUCUUUUUUUUUUUUUUGCUGGGCCGAGUUCCUGCGACCCAAUCUGAAACUGCUGCUUGCAGCUGUUGGACAAGUUCCCUUCAAAAACAGCUUUUAAUGAAUAUAUUUUUCCCAACAACCCCUCCUUUUAAGGUUAAACUCUCGUAAAUACGUUCACGGACCGCUUUUGCAGUGCGCAGCAGAAUGGACAAAGUUGAAGUGUUGACUCGAAUCUUGAAGUCGGACAACACUUCGACCAUUCUCGGCGGACAGUCUCCAGGGAGCGUCAUUAACAGCCGGAAGUACGUACCUGUCACGGCUAGAGCCCAGGGGGAUGAGCAGCGCUCCCUAGACGAUGCCAUCCGGGCGGCUCUGUGCGGUGAGACCAGAGCUGCUGUGGUGGUUGGUUCCGAAGGAUCGGGUAAAACCACUGCUCUGCACAAGCUUGUAGCGGACUGGGCUAAAGGGGAGUGCCUUCAAAACUUCUCAUAUGUUUUCAACUUCCAGCUCAGAGAAUUUGGCUCUUCUGCAGAUGAACUCAGUUUGGAAACUUUAAUCCAUCAGGGUCACCACCAAACCCCCCCAGACUUCACCCGCCUGGUUACGGAGAAGCCUGACGGCGUGCUGUUUGUGUUCGACGGUCUGGAUGAGUACAAGCACAGCCUGGACCCCUCGGUCCACACCCUGACCUCUGACCUGACCCGGCCGGCCUCCGGGUCCAGUUUAUUGGCCAGCCUGCUCCACGGGUCCCUGCUGAAAGGAGCUGCCUUUCUGGUUGCAACCAGGCCCACAGAUAACGUGAGGUUUCUCCGCGGCACUCGGGUGGAGGUGUUGGGCUUUCAGAAGCCGCAAAGAGAGGCCUACUUUAACAACUUCUUUACGGACAGCGCUGCGGCCAACAGGGCGUUUCUGCACAUGGAACGGACCCUGGGCUUUUAUGAGUUCUGCGCUUCUCCUAGGUUUUGCUGGACAGUCUGCUCUGUAUACAAGUGGCUCCUGGAUUCGGAUGCCAAACUUCCCGAGACGCUGUCUCAGCUGUUUGCAGACACUCUGGUCCACCUGAUUCAGACUCUCUCACUGAACAAAGCCUGCAGCAGAGGGUUAGUGCUGGCUCUCGGCAGAGUGGCUUCUCACUGCCUCCGCGGCCAACAUCCGAGCUGUCCCAAACACGCCGUCGAUGCCUUUGGUUUGCAGCAGUUUCCCACCUCUGUGGAUAGUUUCUUGAGAGAACACGGCGAAGAGGAGCUCUCCUUCCGCUCCCAUCUGAUGCGAGAGUUUGUUUUGGCCGUGGCGUUCUUCUUGGACGCGUCGGCCUACGAAGACGCGGAGAAGACGCUGAAUGCUCACAAAGCCGGUGCAAAGUUGUUGGAUCUCUUUAUGUCGGGGCUCUCUGAGCCGGCCCAGUACAGGUCGUUGGAGGACUCGCUGGGGACGUUCAGCUCUGGGCAGAUUAAAGCUUUUAAAAGCUGGUUUAGAGGGCGCUCAGAGAAAGCGCUGAAGGACUACAACCGAUCUGAGCACUACAGAUGCUUCCAUUUGCUGCAUCAAGCCCAGAAUGAGAGUUUGGUAAAGGAGAUCCUCACGCCGCCCGCACACCCGUCCAUCUUUCAUCAGAACCUUAGCCUCCAGGACUGCGCAGCUCUGAAUUUUGUCAUCACGUGUCUGGGGGAAAGGGAAAAACUGAGCGUGUCCAGAACAACAAUUUCAAGAGAGACAAUGGAGAUCUUGGCUCCAUCUGUGAGUCUGUCGCACACAGUGAUCUUUUCGCACUGCUGCAUUCACAAAGAAGCUCUUCCUCUGCUGGCGUCAGCUGUCAGCACGGGCGUCACCGGGGAUCUGGAUCUCUCACACUCCAGCAUCAGAGAUGAAAAGUUACAAAUUCUCUGCGCGGGACUAAGAGAGAGCAAGCUGCACAGUCUAAACCUCAAUGUCUGCGGACUGACUGCGGCCUGCUGCGGCGACCUGGUUUCGGUGCUGACCUCGGAGACCUCCCAACUCCGAAUUUUACAAAUGAUGUUCAACGAGAUCGGCGAUCUGGGCUUCACGAAACUGUGUGAAGCGAUGCAUAGUCCCAACUGCAGACUGCAGGAGCUUCAGGUUAAAAAUUGUGAUCUGACCGCGGCAUCCAUGGAGGCCUUUGCUGCAGGGUUGUGCUCUGGCGAAACACAGCUGAGAAAAAUAGACUUUGAGGGAAACGCGAUUGGUGACAGUGGAGUGCAAGCUUUGUGCAAAGCCCUGCAGCAGCCGCUUUGUAAGCUGCGUAGCCUCAGAUUGUUCGAUAAUGGUUUAACAGGGGCAUGCUGCUCCGAUUUGAAGGAGGUCUUCAUGUCCGAACACUGCUCCCUGUCAGAGCUUGAGCUGUCAUUGAAUGAGUUGGGGCAGGAGGGGGCGCUGCUGCUUUGCCAAGGCCUGAAAAGACCCAGCUGUCCCAUUGAAACCCUCGGAUUGACGCGAUGCGAGUUAACCCCAGCAGUCUUCGAGGAACUGGCCUCGGUACUGAAAAACGGGACGUGUCGAAUCAAGUCUCUGCACUUGGCUAUCAAUAAAGUGGGAGACCAAGGGGUUAAACCUCUCUGGGAUGCUGUUGCACAUCCGAGCUGCUUGUUGGAGGAACUGAACGUGGAAAUGACUAAAUUGACGGAUGCCUGUGUUGAAGACCUGUGCGCUGCUCUUAGAGCCAAUAACACCCUGAGAUUCCUGGAGCUGAGAAACAACUCUCUUACGGAUGCGGCUGUCCCUGCGAUUGUCCAAGUUAUGAAGGAAAAACACAACAUGGAGGAGUUAAACCUGAAGUAUAAUGACUUCAGCGAAGAUGUUUUUGAAAUGUUGGAGGAAUGUCAUAACAUAAGAUACUGAGAAGUAAGGAUACGAAGCACCAGCCAUCAUUGGAGGCUGCACCUCAUAACCAGGAGGAUUCUGGUUCUACAAGCACCGUGGAAGAAAAUACACCAACACAUAUGAUGCCAUGUACCAAGAUAAUGUUGGUACCUGAGCGGGACCUGCACAAUGUACCUUAAACUGUGUUCUAAUAAAUAAAAAAAAGUGUACUGGGA
Fundulus heteroclitus (mummichog) is the source of this 3066-nucleotide messenger RNA. Its product is annotated as NACHT, LRR and PYD domains-containing protein 12. The transcript has 10 exons. NCBI's taxonomy places the organism in Eukaryota, Metazoa, Chordata, Actinopteri, Cyprinodontiformes, Fundulidae. Gene Ontology annotation, molecular function: protein binding. Bases 218 to 2869 code for a protein of 883 amino acids. Gene Ontology annotation, cellular component: cytoplasm. The record is from RefSeq and is a predicted model, not a curated record.